GGAAGAACGUUCUCUCGCAGGGGCUCACACUGAUCCAAGUUAGGAGCUUUCAGCUGCCAGCCUUGGCCCAUCAUGUAAGUGCUGCGGAGAAUUCUUUGCAGUGCAUUUGCAGAAUUACCUGAUUUCCCGACGGCCGUGCAUCCGUCCCGGCGCCCUGCGCACGGACGCGCACGCUUCGGACGCGAAAAGGCUCCAAGUGCAUGAAGAUCGAGGCUUGUGUUUUUGCAUCUUUGUUGCAGAAAGCGAGCCGCUGAAGCUCCAGUGCGAGGGCGAUGGAGGGAGGGAGUGAGAAAGAAGGCAAAGUCUUUUGUGCUUCCCCUCCCCCUCAUCAAAGCAAAGGGGAAAUGUCUCAGUCGAAGGGAGGUAAGAGGAAGCGGGUGCUCAAGCUCCCCAAGGAGGCGUUUGAGCAGGCUACCAGUACCAGCUCAGUACCCCCCAGAGAUUUGGAUUCGAAAGCUUGUGUAACAAUCGGAGAGAAGAAUUUCGAGGUGAAGGCAGAUGACCUGGAGCAGAUCUCCGAGCUCGGCAGAGGAGCGUACGGCGUGGUGGACAAGAUGAGACACGUGCCGAGUGGCCUGAUCAUGGCUGUUAAGCGCAUUCGGGCCACGGUGAACACUCAGGAGCAGAAGAGGCUGCUCAUGGAUCUGGACAUCUCCAUGAGGACAGUGGACUGCUUUUACACCGUCACCUUCUACGGAGCACUAUUCAGAGAGGGCGACGUGUGGAUCUGCAUGGAGCUGAUGGACACCUCCCUCGACAAGUUCUACAAGCAGGUGAUUGAGAAGGGCCUGACCAUCCCCGAGGACAUCCUGGGAAAGAUCGCUGUCUCAAUAGUAAAAGCUCUGGAGCAUCUCCACAGCAAUCUGCAAGUCAUACACAGAGAUGUGAAACCCUCCAACGUCCUGAUCAACACUCAGGGCCAAGUGAAGAUGUGCGACUUUGGCAUCAGCGGCUACCUGGUGGACUCUGUGGCUAAAACCAUGGACGCUGGCUGCAAACCCUACAUGGCGCCGGAGAGGAUCAAUCCUGAGACCAACCAGAAAGGCUACAACGUCAAGUCGGACAUCUGGAGUUUAGGAAUCACGAUGAUCGAGCUCGCCAUCCUGCGCUUCCCGUACGACUCGUGGGGGACACCUUUUCAGCAGCUGAAGCAGGUGGUGGAAGAGCCUUCGCCCCAGCUUCCCGCCGACCAGUUCUCCCCUGAGUUUGUGGACUUCACCUCUCAGUGCUUAAAGAAAGUUUCCAAAGAGCGGCCGACUUACACAGAACUCAUGCAACAUCUCUUCUUCACCUCCCACGAGGCCAAAGAAACCGACGUGGCUAGCUUUGUGAAAGUCAUCUUGGGAGACUGAGUGCACUGGAGGGAGGGGGAGGAAUCUGUUAAAAAAGAGGAAACAAAAAAAAAAAAAUCCAAGAAAAAAACACCAAUCGCAUCCCAUUUACCCGCAGGAUUCCCUCUCACCCCUCCCUCCAGUGGCAGACAAACGGAGCCCAGAGGAGCCGCUGACGAAGCAGAACGAGGAGUCUGUCCCCGCCCCCCACCUGGCCUCAGCCCCCCCCUCUGUGCAUCACCUGGCACGGUGGGAGGAGUUUGGGAGACGGGAGCCUCACACAGAAUCUGGAGUAAUUUAUGAUGUGUGUAUGCAAAGCCUCCCCGUUUGAUUCGAUUUGCCCCGCUGCUGCGCUCCUCCUCGAGCGCUGUUGUUAGCGCGCUGACUCUGUGGCCUCCACAAGUGUCGAGUCAUAGUUUCUUUUUUGCUGAAAAGCAGAAGCGAGAAGAUGUGCAGAUUAUAUAAAAAAAAGAAGAAUGAUAUAAUCUAUCUGUGUAUAAUCUAAAUGUUUGCAUACUCGAAGCAAGUGUUGCAUCAGAUUAUUAAUUGACUGCAUGUACAGAAUUUCUCUCUGGGUAAAGACGGGCUCAUGUGGCCAGUGAGGAACAGUUGGAGAGUCCGAUUGUUGACUUCAGGGGCUCCCCCCAGUGGUCACAAAGAGGUACUGCACUUACACUGCUUUCCCCCCUGAUUACAGUGGAGGUCAACUACACAUUUUGGGCUCUUGGCUGCCUGUGAGCGUGAAUGUGUGCGAGCUGGUGCAUGACAUGUGUGUGUGGGGCAUGUUCACAGAGCUGCACGGCUCCAAAUCCAAGUAGAAACGCAGUUUUCGUGCUUCGCAACAUUUUUUUUAUGGAUUUUCUGCAGCCUCGCUGCCCCUGUAAGAGCUCAACAGGCAGGGCAACACUCUUAUGUUGCUUUAAAAGUACAGGCAACUAUGCGUCUGCACAUCAUGUUCAAAUGUGACGCAUGUAAUAAAGAGCUUUAUUUUAAAACUAGUUAGUAUGGUAGUCUAGUACAAGCAUAGACUGUAUAUUAAAGAUGGAAAUGGCCACCAUGACGCCGCCGUGUCAGCAAGGUUCUGUAAUUUGAAAGGCGUCUAAAUAAAUUGUGAAGUUGUGCUUUUUGGUGUGACUGUACCCAUGUGGUCGGGGUGCCCCAUCAGCAAACUCAGCGAUGACUGCUGGUUCAAACACGUCCAUUUAUUUUUAAUGUAUUUCUAAUUUGACCCCUCAAAAGACCCCAAACAAAAGAUGUGAGAACAAUGAAAGUUGCGAAUAGAUAUCAAACUGUUACACUUUACUGUGAUAUUGUAAAGUAAUGUAGCCAAAUGCACCAAAGUCCAAUAGAUAUGAGAUUCUGAGGUCCAGCUGGUUUGGCUGGUUUGAAGCUACUGACUGCUCCGUCCCUGAUCCUUCCUGCGUGAAGCUGAAUCGCAGAUCUUUGAGACAAAGCCGGAGCCGAGUCGCAGCCGUGCAGCUUCGUGUCGCUCACACACACUUUAAAUGUCGGGGUGUGUGUUUGCGUGUGUGUGUGGGCUGUGUGGGGGAAGAUUUUCUCCUUGUUGUCUGUACUGAGCCAAUCACAACCCUCUCCACUCACCAUGAAAAGAACUGGAUACUAUUGCUAUUAUUAUUAUUAUUAUUAUUAAUAUUAAUUAUUGUUAUUAUUUAGAUCCAGGUUUUUUCUCCCCCCUUCGACAUACUUACUGCAGUUUCUCUUAUUUAUUAUAACUGCUGUUUUCCCUUUGGAAACUUGACCGAACCAUUUGAGACUCUCCUCACGUGUUUGUGUGAGCUGUGUAUGGUUUUUGUUUUUCUUUGUGUUUUUUUUUUUGUCGUGUUCUUCUUGGCUCAAACACGUGAAAUGCUUUUAAUCUGUAACUUGCAAGCCUUCUGUGUGCCUCUAUAUAGAAACCGUCUAAGGAAAAUGAGAUGUUAAGAAUGAUGCAGGGAUCCGCUCCCUCCCUCCUCACACGCUGCAUGGCAUCAUAAUCCCACUUUGUGUUCCUGGUUGUACCGUAGCUCAUGCUCGUUUUUUUAUGUUUUUAUGCUUGUGUUCAUCUCUCUCGUUGCCUUUGUUCUUGGCCUCUUUCUCGCAGUGAUUUCUGUGGAGGCCGAGCUGACGCCUUCUAGAUGUCAUGUAAGAAUUACUCUGAUGUCAAAACGGGAAACUUGAAGUGUUUUAAGUGGCAGAGCUGAAUUAUCACGUGAUUUCUUCUAAUUUUGACUUCUGGGGCCUUAAACUGUGUCAAAAACUGAACCAAAAACACUUCUAAUCUGUUCUGACAAGACUUUUACCCCCGAAUCUGCUCGACAUUACAGCAUCGAUAAAUCGUCACUAUACAACCACAAACCCUAAAACUCGGGGGUCCACCUUCAGUCGAUUUAGCUGUUAGAGUUGCAGUCAAACUGGACAUCAACAUCAUUUAAAGCUGUAUUAAAUUAUUAGUUUAUACGAAUUUGAAAGAACUUUUGGGCCAUCCGGGGGCACAGCACCCUGUAAACAUAUCAUUGAUAUUUAUAGUCCUAUACACGCAUCAUAUUUGCUUCUAUCUAUUCAUGCUUAAGGUCAUCACAACAAAAGGCUUCUUCCCCGGACACUCCUGUCUGCCAACACUCCCUCAGACGUGGUUUGCUGCUAACAUCAGAACAGAUCUGGUAUACACACCUGCAAACAACUCAAACAAUCUCAGCUGUAAUCAGAGCUAACUGAGAGAAAACAAACUCCAGCUAACAAAGUGGAAGGAGAUGAUAAUGCUCCUAAUUCCUCCUUACCACGUCCAUUAAGAAGACUUCAGUUUUCCAUUCCGGCAUUCCUGUCUCCAGGAUCAUACUGUGCACGCAUCCGUCCAGGUCUCAGAUAUUGAAACACAGACGUGAGACGUGCAGCAGCAAAACAGACACACACCCCUCCCUGAACCCGAUUGAAGCUGACUUAGGACCCAGUUGGACUUGAUUUAUCAUUGUGUAGAGGCUUCAAACACACAGGAAAUGUAGUCGGAAUAAACAAACCUGUGUGGCACUGGGCCUUUACCCGACUAGCUGUCCUCCCUGAAGUUCAAAAACAUGUUAAACUCAUAGAAGACGUCUGAAUAAUGAUGAGCUUUGACUGAAAAGUCAGAGGACACGUUUCCUCAAUACUAACUCGGCAGAUCUUCCUGGGAGGCAGCGCUGGACCGACUUGCUGCCUGAGCGUGCGGGUACAACCACCAACUCCAACACAGUGAUCCGGGACGCUUUGAGACCCAUGUGGGUGUCUGAUCAAGCCGUCUGGUAACCAAGUGAACAGCAGAAACGUUGGCGCCUAUCAACCUUUCGCUAUUCAACCAAACUGAAGUCGAUGCAGAGCUUAGACAGCUCGGUGAGUGCUGAGGGCUGUAAACUCCUAGAUUCAUGGUUGGGAAAAAUGGUUUUUAGCUUUUAUUUUUUGUCAACCAGGACAAUUUUACGACUGAGCAACCACAUUUACCCGAAAACAUCAUCUGUGGACCUCUGGGGCUCUAUUUUAAAGAAAUAAUGUUCUCUCUGCUGUUUUGCCAGACUCCAAAACAAAGUCUCCUGCCCUCAGUCGAGUACAGUUCGCUCUGUCAUGUUAUCAGGGAAGUUUCCUGUUUUGAUGCAGAGUAAAAACCUUCCUUUCACCCUAUAACCUGCUCCCUGUUGGGCUCCAGUCCCACAACCUUUGGCUUAGAUAAUUCCUUGAAGUACUGCGAACACGCCCAUGCCCGCCUCACAAAGCUGUCUUAUUUUUCUUUAUGAAGCUCUCACCGUUCUCUAUUUUUCAUCUAUAGUUCUCAUUUUCCGACUUCACCAACUGUUUCUCUGUGGUGAAGCUGAGAGUGAGGACUGGCAGCAGACAGAAGUCAUCGCGGCGAGGACAUUUAAGGGCUUCCUCAUUAGUGCAUCUCUGUACCGAAGAUGGAAAUAUACUGGAGAGACUUUUAAUUGCCCCUAGUGUUUUUAGGCCAUGAUGAAAUUAACAAAAUUCAAGUCACACUUUCUGGAAGCAGAGCAAAAUUAUCCAUCACAGGUCGAACCUCGAGAUUCUUUUUUUUCCAUUAGUGAAAAAUGGUUAUUAACCUAACUUAGCAAAUGUGACCAAAGAGCUGGAGCCAGGCUUAGGAGGCCAAGAAAGGUAGUCGAACUCGUCAUGGCACGCGUAGACUCGGAGCAGUGGAUUUAGGUUUGUGUGGCGCUCGUAGGUGUUUUAAGUGCCUAACAGUACAUAUCUGUGGUGUACAUUUACAUUGAAACACUUGUCUGUCUUCGUGAUUGAUGCUUAAACACUGUUUUGGUCCUUCAGUUCCUGUCCUGGACCCACUGACACUGCAAUUUGCUGUGAUGUUUUGCACUGUACCGAGGAGUCAUAUCACAUUGUCACAUUUAUGAGUGUGUUACUGUAAGGAAGCAGUCAUUCAGUCGAUGAAGGGUUGCCCUGUGUGUGGUCAUUUUCCAUCUUUUUUUUUUUUUUUGUGAGAGGGAGAGUUUGGAGUUAGAGGUUCUGACUUUUAUUUAACUGAAAUUGUGAUACUGUAAAAAUUCUGAAAUAAUACCAAGCUUUUCUUCAACUGCUCACUUUGUUUUUGCUGCUGUUUGCACUCGUCGGCCAUGCUUAGUCUGUACAGCUGUCAACAUCAAAGAUGAAGGGUGACACUGACCCGACGGAAACCUGUUACAGAGCAAAGGCUUUUAUUGUGAAAACCCUUUUUGCAAAAGCCCGCAGAUCGCGUUUGGUUAUCAUGUUACAGGUUAGCAGCCUUGUAGUGAUUCUUGCCCACAAAUAUAGAUGGAAACAUUUAGUGCCACCAUAUAAACGACAUCAAAACCCUUUAGUCUAAAUAAAAAUGAGCCAUUUUCACACAAGCUCUCAGACUGCAAGGAUGCAAACGUAAAGCUGAAGCCUCGGUUUAUUUAUGACCCUGUUAUGUUUUUACACAGGACUGUUUAUCAUACCUGACCUGUUUCAUUUAUCUAUGAAAGAUUUUUAAAUGAUUCUAAUGUCUUUUUGUCUUUGAUGCAGACAAAGAGUGAAAAUAGCUGUGUGGCCUAACUUUUGGCGUCCAGUAUUUGCUUCAAGCCUUACGCAGCAGUAAAUCACAGCGCUCGUUCUGUUAGCGCUGAUUCACCACAAACAUCACAAUGUAGUUGUUAAACUCUUUGCUCCACCACGAGGCCAAUUCCUCUAAACGACACUCUGUAGGAGAAGCGGUUUAAAAAGAUGUGGCAGCAUUUUUACCCACGGAACUGUACGGCCGGGGUUAUAAAUGAGGCCACUCAGUCACCUGAAGGUUAAACACAGUUUACUGUGAGUGUAGAGCUGACUAACUGGUGAUUGGCUGUCAGGAGACAGGCGGCUUCCUGUUGUCUGCUCGGUGCGAGGGCAGCCUCGGCCAGCGCCCUGACCUGAGUUCACGUGUGAAAAUGGCUUCACUCGGCGUGACUGCUGAGAGCUUGUACAACUUUAAGUGGGUUUAGUGUUAAAAUCAGUGGGAAAAUUUUAAGUUCAUGGUUGCAAUUCAGAGGAGAUUAAAUUAAAUAUUUUAUAGCUGCCACUGUACAAUAUGAACUCAUAAAAGACAGAAUUCUGACAUUCCUGGAAAAUCAUUCUGGAUUGCACGCCGCUUUCCAAACAUGUCCACACAAUGUGCACAUGGUAAAUUGCAUUUUUUUUUUAGUAGUUUCACAAAUUUUUUCCACAAAAU
Pundamilia nyererei is the source of this 7035-nucleotide messenger RNA. It is a transcript of the gene map2k6, whose product is annotated as mitogen-activated protein kinase kinase 6. The coding region runs from base 273 to 1352 and encodes 359 amino acids. The transcript has 12 exons. Gene Ontology annotation, molecular function: ATP binding; MAP kinase kinase activity. The record is from RefSeq and is a predicted model, not a curated record. Gene Ontology annotation, biological process: MAPK cascade; protein phosphorylation. Lineage: Eukaryota; Metazoa; Chordata; Actinopteri; Cichliformes; Cichlidae.